This is a messenger RNA of Diutina rugosa, 1875 nucleotides long. RefSeq names its product phenylpyruvate decarboxylase (gene ARO10). Gene Ontology annotation, molecular function: carboxy-lyase activity; thiamine pyrophosphate binding. The transcript has a single exon. Bases 1 to 1875 code for a protein of 624 amino acids. The record is from RefSeq and is a predicted model, not a curated record. Lineage: Eukaryota; Fungi; Ascomycota; Pichiomycetes; Serinales; Debaryomycetaceae.
AUGGCUCCCUCCAUUGCUCCGCCGGCGCCUCCCGCCAGCACCUUCGAUCUCUCCGAGGCCCUGCUGCUGCCUAAUAACAUCCCCUUGGGCCAGUACUUAUUCUUAAGAAUUGCCCAGGCUAACCCUAAGCUCCGUACCGUGUUCGGCAUCCCCGGUGACUUCAAUUUGAACUUAUUGGAGCACUUAUACCUGAAACCGGUCGCUGAAGAUGCCGGCCUUCGCAUCGCUAAUUUGUGCAACGAAUUGAACGCUGCUUAUACUGCUGACGGCUACGCCCGUGCCAUUGAUGGCCUUGCUGUUCUCAUUACCACUUUCGGCGUGGGUGAAUUGCUGGCGUGCAACGGUGUUGCUGGGUCGUUCACCGAGUACCUGCCAGUGCUCCACAUCGUCGGUACUACCCUGACGAGACAACAGCUGUUACAAGAUGACCAGCCCAUCAUCAACCACCACCACUUGCUUCAAAAUAAAGACCCCCUCAAACAACCGGACCACGACGUCUACCGCAAGAUGGCCGACCAUAUUUGUGUCGUUAACGAAAAGUUGGCCAUUUCCGAUGUCAACCUGGGAGACAUCUACGGUAAGAUCGAUAAAGUGUUGCGUACCAUUCUCCAGCAACGCCGUCCGGGCUACUUAUUCGUCCCCUCGGAUAUCCCUGACAUGAUGGUCGAUGCCCGGAUGUUGGACCGUCCUUUCAUUGUCGACGACGAACCGGCGAUGCCAGUGAUGGACGACGUGGUGUCUGUGAUACUCCGCAAGUUGUACGCCGCCAAACUGCCGGCGGUGCUCUCCGACGCCCUCACCGCUCGCUUUGGCCACACCGCCACCGUCCAGGCGUUUGUCGACAAGUUGCCGGCCAACUUGCGACUUUUCAGCACCAACUUGGCCCGCAACAUCGACGAGACUAAGGAUAACUUUGUCGGGUGCUACUACGGGGUGGGGCUGCCCUCGCCUCAAAUCAACUGGGAGUUGGAACACAACACCGACUUCCUCUUACAUCUUGGUAUUUUCAACGCCGAGACCAACACUGCUGGCUACCUGAUGGACUUCAGCAACAUCCAGGAUAAAGUGAUCAUCCACCCGGACUACUUAGUGCUUGAUGGCUGGACCCACUCUCUCAUUAAGGGUGGCCGUCGUCUCUUUACUAUGGGUCAAUUAUUGGCUCGACUUGCUGAAAGAGUGGAAACUAACAAGUUUACUGGCAUUGAGACGAAGGAAUGGUACAAGCACAACCCGCAAAAAUUGCACAAACCUGAUGCUGAAACCGAUAACCAGUACGUGUCUCAGCUGAAGCUUGUCGACGCCGUCACUGAAUGCUUGCUGCCCAACGAUAUCUUGGUGGUGGAAACGUGCUCGUUCCAGUUUGCCAUGCCUGACGUCAAGCUUCCUACAGGUGUCAAGUACAUCACUCAGGCUGUGUGGGGGCUGAUUGGUUAUGCUUUGCCCGCAACCUUAGGGGUGACUUUUGCUGUUAAUGAUAUGGGUUUAACUGACCGUCGUAUUUGGUUAUUGGAAGGUGAUGGUCUGGCUCAAAUGACGGUCCAGGAAUUGCUGACCUAUUUGCGUUACCACGAUAUCCUCAAGGUCAACCCCACUAUCUUUGUCAUUAACAACUCGGGCUACACUGUGGAAAGACUUAUUAACGGUCCUACUCGCUCCUACAACGAUAUCCAGUCGACCUGGCAAUGGAGCAAGUUGUUACAAGUGUUUGGCGAUGUUGACAAAAAAUACCACCACAGCUCGAAGGUGAAUAACGUGGCUGAGUUUGACCAGUGGUUUGCCAACGAAGAAUACGACGGCAAGUUGAAUGUCGUCGAUGUCACUGCGGGUAAGAUGGACGUAUCUGACCGCUUCUUAUCGCUUUUCCUCAAGAAGUAG